Molecule: messenger RNA, 627 nt
Organism: Orbicella faveolata
Lineage: Eukaryota; Metazoa; Cnidaria; Anthozoa; Scleractinia; Merulinidae
Product: ciliary microtubule inner protein 2C-like
Source: RefSeq, a predicted model, not a curated record
AUGCUUUCGCCUUUUAACACAACAAACCAAACCACGUCUCAGGAUCCCAAACAUAUGCCAGGAUAUGCAGGCUACUGUCCUCAAGCAAAGUUCUGGCAUUACGGCGACACAUUCGGUAACACCACGGCGAAAUGCUUCCAGGAGAAAAGGACCGCUAAACUGAAUAGCAGUGUGAUGAGGCAGCCAGGAACAAGUGGUGAUGGGAGAACUGAAUUCCCAACUGUGUACUCCAACAAUCCAAACCUUGUGCUUGCUGCUAGAACGAGAACAAGGGAGCGAUGGCGAAAUGCUAAGAAAUAUUCGUUAUUCAACGAGCACGAAAGAGGAAGAGAACUAAAAAAAUUUGACCAGCUUGCCCAGAGCCAUCGUGAUCACUACAUGGAUAGAAGCGGCACAGUUCAAAGAGUGGAACACUUUGUUAUCUCACGAAAAGAAGGACCCAAGAUUACGGACGACAACUUCUUUUGCAAAGGAGUGAAAAUAAGUUGUCCCUUGAGUGGCGAACUUAUACAAACUAUUAACGGGAAGUGCACAAUCCAUCUCGGGCUCCCCCUCAAAAUGAGCCCCACUUCAAUGUGUACCUGGAGGGACCGGGCCUUGAGAGAUGUGUACUUUGAGAAGAGAUAA